This is a messenger RNA of Entrophospora candida, 341 nucleotides long. The record is from the annotation of a GenBank genome assembly. NCBI's taxonomy places the organism in Eukaryota, Fungi, Glomeromycota, Glomeromycetes, Entrophosporales, Entrophosporaceae.
UGAAGCUGAUGGAGCUGGUGGGACUGGUGAAAACAGUGAAGCUGGUGAAAACAGUGAAGCUGGUGAAGCUGGUGAAGAUGGUGAAGCCAGUGAAGCUGGUGAAGAUGGUGAAGCUGGUGAAGCCAGUGAAGAUGGUGAAGCCAGUGAAGCUGGUAAAGAUGGUGAAGCCAGUGAAGCUGGUGAAACCAGUGAAGCUGGUGAAGACGGUGAAGCCAGUGAAGCUGGUGAAGAUGGUGAAGACAGUGAAGCCAGUGAAGACAGUGAAGCCAGUGAAGCCGGUGAAGAUGGUGAAGCCAGUGAAGCCAGUGAAGCCAGUGAAGAAGACAGUGGUGCUGGUGCUG